AGCUCCAGCUCUUUCUCCAGAGGUACCUGCUGGGAUGGAGGAGGCUGGCCAGAGCAGGGAAGAGAUUUCUGUUCAGACACCUUCCAGCUGUCCAAAUAGAGUGGGAAGAAAAUGUUCUCUUUCCGGAACAGCUGGACUGACAGGCCGGGAAGGCCAGGUGGCCCGAGGCAGCCGAGAUGACAGCUCUCCCCAGGAAUCCUGCUACCCGCUGAGAAACAUGAUCAGCAAAUCCCGCUUGAAGCUCUUGGCCAUGUUGACUCUGGUCCUGCUCGUCAUGGUGUGGUAUUCCAUCUCCCGAGAAGACAGGUACAUUGAGCUUUUUUAUUUUCCCAGCCCAGAGAAGAAGGAGCCGUGCCUCCAGGGUGAGGCAGAGAGGAAGGCCUUUAAGCUCUUCGGCAACUACUCCCGAGAUCAGCCCAUCUUCCUGCAGCUGAAGGAUUAUUUCUGGGUCAAGACACCGUCUGCUUACGAGCUGCCCUACGGGACCAAAGGGAGUGAAGACCUGCUCCUCCGUGUUCUAGCAAUCACCAGCUACUCCAUUCCAGAGAGCAUCCAGAGCCUCAAAUGUCGCCGCUGCGUGGUGGUGGGGAACGGGCACCGACUUCGCAACAGCUCGCUGGGGGAGGCCAUCAACAAGUACGACGUGGUCAUCAGAUUGAACAAUGCCCCAGUGGCUGGCUACGAGGGCGACGUGGGCUCCAAGACCACCAUGCGUCUCUUCUACCCUGAAUCUGCCCACUUCAACCCCAAAGAGGAGAACAGCCCAGACACACUCCUUGUUCUGGUAGCUUUCAAGGCAAUGGACUUCCACUGGAUUGAGACCAUCCUGAGUGACAAGAAGAGGGUGCGAAAGGGCUUCUGGAAGCAGCCUCCCCUCAUCUGGGACGUCAACCCUAAACAGGUGCGGAUUCUCAACCCCUUCUUCAUGGAGAUUGCAGCCGACAAACUGCUGAACCUGCCCAUGCAGCAGCCUCGCAAGAUUAAGCAGAAGCCCACCACAGGCCUGCUGGCCAUCACCCUGGCACUCCACUUCUGUGACCUGGUGCACAUCGCUGGCUUUGGCUACCCAGAUGCCCACAACAGGAAGCAGACCAUCCACUACUAUGAACAGAUCACGCUCAAAUCCAUGGCGGGGUCAGGCCACAACGUCUCCCAGGAGGCCCUGGCCAUCAAGCGGAUGCUGGAGAUUGGAGCAGUCAAGAACCUCACCUUCUUCUGACUUGGGCAGGAUCUCUACCCAUCCGUCUGCCUGCUCUGCCACCUGAGCGACCCCAUCCGUGGCUGUGGGCGUGCCCGAUGCCAGCAUGACCUGCCUGGACUCACCCUCCCCUGUGUGGAGAGGGGUCCUGGUACUGGCCAGGUCUGAGAUGAGGCUGUGUCCCCGGCUGCUCUAGUGAAGGCCCGACCCAGUAAGGCCUCCUGGCGGGAGGCCGUCCGAGGCAUGGGCUCUGUUGCUGUGCCAUCCCUUCUCCACCAGCACCGGGAGGUUAUUUAAUGGGCUAUUUAAUUAAAAGGAAGAAUGUGCCAUGGGCUGGUCCCACGGCCUUCGGAAGAGAGGGCAUAGUACAGUGUUCUGCCCACUUUUUAUAAAAAACACGAAAGUGCUGGGCCCACCAAAGCCUAGACCCAGAGCAGGCCUCCCAAUGGGGCCGGGAUGUCUGGAGUGGGUGGGUGCCCUCCAGAGAGGGGCUGCUGCCUCCCAGCAGGCAUGGGAAGAGCACUGGUAUGGGGGUUCCACAGAGAAUGGGACCUAUCUAGAAAAGAGGUUUGAAACCUAUCAUUAAACUAUUUUUCCUAAAAUGGAA
This is a messenger RNA of Suricata suricatta (meerkat), 1805 nucleotides long. It is a transcript of the gene ST3GAL4, whose product is annotated as ST3 beta-galactoside alpha-2,3-sialyltransferase 4. Gene Ontology annotation, molecular function: sialyltransferase activity. The transcript has 12 exons. The coding region runs from base 35 to 1219 and encodes 394 amino acids. Gene Ontology annotation, biological process: glycolipid biosynthetic process. NCBI's taxonomy places the organism in Eukaryota, Metazoa, Chordata, Mammalia, Carnivora, Herpestidae. The record is from RefSeq and is a predicted model, not a curated record.